CAGACAGACAGAGAGUGCCCUGGCAAAUGGCACCCCAGAGCUCCACUGGCCGCCUGCCCUGCCGGUUAGGGAUGGUGGGUGAUCUGGGAAGACACACAGUAUGUGUGUCAUCCAGAGACACACUCGUCCCCAGACGACAGACCCAGGGUAGUACUGGGUAGAGAAGUACAUACACAUAGUUCCAAGAUACAUUCAUACACACAGAUGUCCACACCCUAGAUAAACAGACACAAACACCCACCCCAACACGUAUCAGUUCAUACGUGGAGCUGUAGACAGAUGUGCAGACACACUUGGAUACACUGUCCACGCUCCUAUCAUCUGUCCAAAGAUACAACGUUACACACCCAAUACCCAGUGCUGUUAAAGAAGGACGAAACAUACACACACACACACACACACACACACGCAUGCACACACGCUCCGAUUCAUAGACACAGGAUACCCAGACACACACUGCUACCGACCCACAUAGGGACACACACCAAUUUAUAAAUAAACACUUGGAAAUACCCACUUCCCAUCAUAUGAUUCACGAACACAAUGAUCUCACAGAUACACAGCCACAGGGACACACAUCCAGUUCCACAGACACACUUUCCCAUAGGCACUUUUGGGGUCAUGCUCUGAAACAGCCACACAUAAUGAAGCACAAACUCUCAGGGACCCACAGAACACAGACUCUCGAUAUAAAACUCCCACGGACCCACAAGAAGAAAUGGGCGUGCUAAUAUACUCAGUUUUGUAGACUUCCCACGUGCUCACAGAUGCACACAGACACACAGGGGCCCUCAGGAUAGAUGUUCUUCCGAGCACACACAGCACAUACACGUGCAACACAGUCACUAUCAGCUUCAAAGAAAGACCCACAGAUAGCAGAUGGCCACAGAGAUGGGGGGGGCUGGACACUUCUCUCGGGCACACACUAGUUUUCCCAGGACCAGGGACUUCCCAGUCCUUCCAAAGCAAAGCACUUUCUCUCUGGGCCGAAGAUCCCCAGGCCACUUUCACUCCCCAGGGCAGCUGGAAUGGGACAGGGCAGGGGGGGUGGGGAGCGGAGGACCCCCACUGUGGAGUUGAAUUUUGAUGUAGGGACUUCGGAAGUUCAAGGACCAGAUUCCCCUAGCAUUCUUGGGGUGAAGAUUCCCACACCCCAGCUCCUCUGCCCAGCCUUCCGAGGACAAGCCCUCUACUCCCUCUCUUUCCUGAGAGGGUUCCUUGGGGAUGGGCCAGGGGGCCGCCUCAAACUCCACUCCUGAAAUGCUCUGGUCUCCUUGGGAGUUUGGGAAUUGGGGCGAGAGUAUAGGUGGCUUGGAAGGGAGAGGCCAUGUGUCUACAUUUAGCCAAAAUCAGCCUGGAAGUGAGGGAGGGGUGUGUGUGUGUGUGUGUGUGUGUGUGUGUGCACGCGUGUGUGCCAGAUUGUCAAGCUACAUUUGGGUGUAUGCCGGCGUGCAUGUCAGUGUGACCCAGAUCUCCUGGCUGAGAAUUUCCACGUAGCCACAGCUGUGUGCGCUAACGCGUGUGCACAGAAGUGUGCAUGUGUGAGCACUACUGGAAGCAAACUGGAGGAGGAGCAGGCGUCUGUGUACGUGCGUGUGUGUGUGAGCGCUUGUGGCCAAGGCUCAUGAGGGUCCCCGGGGAGAGUCUCAAAAAAGAGACGUCCCGGGCUUUCUGAGCUUACACCCCUGAGAGAAUAGGUGCUCAUUCCUGCGCCCCUGCGAGGGCGGGAGUAGUCUGGAGUAUGGGCGAGUAAGGUAUUGCGCCUUGAGUGCCUUCCGGCCCUCGGCCUGCCGCCCGGCGGCUGGACCAGGGAAACGGGGCGCAGAGCUCUGGGCACCCUCCUGCCCCCCUGCGGCGCUCCCGCCCCCUCAAAGUGCUGUCGAAAUAAAAAGCAGCGGCCGCUGCGGCCGGGGGAGGGGAGGGAGAGGCAGCGGGAGCGAGAGGGAGGUAACGAGGCCAGCGCCGCCCGGGCUCGCCGCUCAAGUCUCUAUCUCCAGGCUGCCUUCGCCCCCACCCCAGCCGGCCCCCGUCGGCCACCAGGCGAACAAAAGCGGCCCGCCGCGCACCAUGCGGCCACUCAGCGCGCCACCCGGGCCCUGCUGGUGAACGCCGACAGCUCGCACCGGGGUCCUGUGGGCCCACCUAGCCACGCACCGCGCUGUGCGCCCCGCUCCGCUCCGGCCCCGUCCACCCGGGGGCGCCGCCCGCCGCACCUCGCUGGGAGUCGCGAGCUGGCGCCAGGGCGGCCGGAGGAUGCCGAGGGGCCGGAGCCGGGCGGGCCUGAGGCCGAGGCGCGCGCUGUCCCCCGCUCCUACUCCGUGAGCCCAGCCGCCUGAAGCGCGGUUCCUGAGCCCGCCACUCCCGGGGCUCCCGCCGGUGCUGAACCUCCGUCCCCGAGGCCGUGGCCCCCCUCCCUGCGGCGUUGCGUGUGGACGCUGCCACCGCCUCGGCCCAGAUCCCGAGCCUCCACUCCCGGCCAUGGAGGUGGCGCCGGAGCAGCCGCGCUGGAUGGCGCACCCCGCCGUGCUGAACGCGCAGCACCCUGACUCGCACCAUCCGGGCCUGGCGCACAACUACAUGGAGCCCGCGCAGUUGCUGCCUCCCGACGAGGUGGACGUCUUCUUCAACCACCUGGACUCGCAGGGCAACCCCUAUUACGCCAACCCAGCCCACGCGCGGGCGCGCGUCUCCUACAGCCCCGCGCACGCCCGCCUGACCGGAGGCCAGAUGUGCCGCCCACACUUGUUGCACAGCCCGGGGUUGCCCUGGCUCGAUGGGGGUAAAGCAGCCCUCUCCGCGGCUGCAGCGCACCACCACAAUCCCUGGACCGUGAGCCCCUUCUCCAAGACGCCGCUGCACCCUUCAGCUGCUGGAGGCCCCGGAGGCCCCCUCUCCGUGUACCCAGGGGCAGGGGGUGGGAGCGGGGGAGGCAGCGGGGGCUCUGUGGCCUCCCUCACUCCCACUGCAGCCCACUCUGGCUCCCACCUCUUCGGCUUCCCACCCACUCCGCCCAAGGAAGUGUCCCCUGACCCCAGCACCACCGGGGCUGCCUCCCCAGCCUCCUCUUCCGCAGGGGGUAAUGCAGCCCGGGGGGAGGACAAGGAUGGGGUCAAGUACCAGGUGUCACUGACCGACAGCAUGAAGAUGGAAAGCGGCAGUCCCCUGCGCCCAGGCCUGGCUGCCAUGGGCACCCAGCCUGCCACACACCACCCCAUCCCCACCUACCCCUCCUACGUGCCCGCCGCUGCUCACGACUACAGCAGCGGACUCUUCCACCCCGGAGGCUUCCUGGGUGGCCCUGCCUCCAGCUUCACCCCUAAGCAGCGCAGCAAGGCACGCUCCUGUUCAGAAGGCCGGGAAUGCGUCAACUGUGGGGCCACAGCCACCCCUCUCUGGCGGCGGGACGGCACCGGGCACUACCUGUGCAACGCCUGCGGGCUCUACCACAAGAUGAAUGGGCAGAACCGGCCACUCAUCAAGCCUAAGCGGAGACUGUCGGCCGCCAGGAGAGCCGGCACCUGUUGUGCAAAUUGUCAGACGACAACCACCACCUUAUGGCGCCGAAACGCCAACGGGGACCCUGUCUGCAACGCCUGUGGCCUCUACUACAAGCUGCACAAUGUGAACAGGCCGCUGACCAUGAAGAAGGAAGGGAUCCAGACUAGGAACCGGAAGAUGUCCACCAAGUCCAAGAAGAACAAGAAAGGUGCAGAGUGCUUCGAGGAGCUGUCCAAGUGCAUGCAGGAGAAGGCCUCCCCCUUCAGCGCCGCCGCCCUGGCUGGACACAUGGCGCCCGUGGGCCACCUCCCACCCUUCAGCCACUCGGGACACAUCUUGCCCACCCCAACGCCCAUCCACCCCUCCUCCAGUCUCUCCUUUGGCCACCCCCACCCAUCCAGCAUGGUGACCGCCAUGGGCUAGGGACGGCCCCCCACAAAUGGACGGAUGGAUGCCGAGGAGGGUGGCCCGCGGUGCGAGGCUGGGCGCCCCUAGGCAGGGUGGGGUGGGGGCAAACCCUUAGCUGCCUGCCCUUCCCUGAAGACUGAUGGCACUCCCGCCAGCCCAGUCGGAGCCCCAAGCUGCCUCUCCUGUGGGCGCUCCACUCGGCCGUCAGCGGUCACGGUGAAGAUCCUCACCCAGGCUGGGGGGCGGCCUUGGCCCGGCUUCCUGCCCAGGUGGGGUUUCCAUCACGGACGAUUGUUUGGAGAACAGAACGGACAACUUUUUGAAGAGAAAAGGGGGGAGGCAGGGGACAAAUGAAGAAGACCGUUUUUGGGAGGAGAAGGGAGUAGGCAAAAGUAAUUUAUUUUGCUCUUGUUUCUAACAAGGACUGGGAGACUUGGAGGUCCGAGCUGCCCUAGGUUCUCUGGGUCUUUUUGCACCAAGUACCGCUUGGCCCACCUGCUUGCUAGGGCUCUGGGGGCAGGUGUGCGGGGCCCUCGGCCCGCACCUUCCCCUCUGGCUUCCCUCUCUGAAACAGCUGGAGCUCAGGUUGGGCUGAGCCAGUAUAGCCGGACCACCACCGGCCCGGGGAGGCUGAGCGGUGUGUGCCCUGGCGGCCCGGCCCUGGAGGGCAGAGACAAUCAUGGGCGGUCCUGCGCAGAUUCCCAGGCCAGGGCUGGGUCACAGGAAGGAAACAACAUUUUCUUGAGAGGGGAAAUGUCUCCCAGAUCGCUCCCCUGGCUCUGAGGCCGAAGCUGGUGUGACCCGUGUCCCCUUAACGAGCCUGAGCCACAGCCUGACUCCUCUGCCAGGUGGACCCCUGUACAUAACAUCCUUUUUCUGCUCACCCCUCGACCCCCUUCCCUCCCACUCUGAGACAAAAGAAAAAAAAAAUAUAUAUAUAUAUACAAAAGACUGCAUAAGCUUAACUCGCUGAGGAGUUAGUUGUUUUAUUUUUAAACUCAUUUUGGGUCCAGUCAAUUGUACGUUGCCACGGAAGCCCUUGCUGUGGAAAGGAAUAAAACCUACAAACCAAGGCUGUAGCUUCGCAAUUAUUUUUGGAAAAGUUCUUGGAUCCCACAGCCCUCGAACGGGGAGCCGGGGGCCUGGGGAGGGGCUUUGGCUGCUCUUGGCCUCCAGGGGCUGGUCUGGCAGGUGGCAGAGGCAGGAGUUGGGGGGGUGGGUCCAGGGAGAGGCCACGACCCUGCCGGGGUCCCUGGAGACGCCUGGGUUGUGCUCUGCUUUGCUGUGGCUGUCUGGAUCCUUCCCAAGGUACAGCUGUACAUAACCGUGUCCGAGCUUAGAUUCUGUAUGCGGAGGUGGUGGGGUGCGGCGGCCGGCGAGGGCCGGCCCAGGACCAGGAUUGUGCUGAUGUAGUCGACCAAGUGCAAUAUGGGUAGGCGAUCGCUGCGGGGGCACCACAGCCAGAAGUAACUUAUUUUGUACUAGUAUCCGCAUAAGAAAAAGAAUCCGCAGUAUUUUCUGUUUUUAUGUUUUAUUUGGCUUGUUUUAUUUUGGAUUAGUGAACUAAGUUAUUGUUAAUUAUGUACAACAUUUAUAUAUUGUCUGUAAAAAAAUUGUAUGCUAUCCUCCUAUUCCUUUGAAGUGAAUACUGUUAAGAAUAAUAAAAUACUUUUUGUGAA
This is a messenger RNA of Felis catus (domestic cat), 5585 nucleotides long. RefSeq names its product GATA binding protein 2 (gene GATA2). Gene Ontology annotation, molecular function: RNA polymerase II cis-regulatory region sequence-specific DNA binding; DNA-binding transcription factor activity, RNA polymerase II-specific; zinc ion binding. The record is from RefSeq and is a predicted model, not a curated record. The transcript has 7 exons. Gene Ontology annotation, biological process: positive regulation of transcription by RNA polymerase II; cell fate commitment; negative regulation of transcription by RNA polymerase II. Bases 2479 to 3921 code for a protein of 480 amino acids. NCBI's taxonomy places the organism in Eukaryota, Metazoa, Chordata, Mammalia, Carnivora, Felidae. Gene Ontology annotation, cellular component: nucleus.